This is a messenger RNA of Pomacea canaliculata, 927 nucleotides long. RefSeq lists its product as uncharacterized. Bases 34 to 672 code for a protein of 212 amino acids. Lineage: Eukaryota; Metazoa; Mollusca; Gastropoda; Architaenioglossa; Ampullariidae. The transcript has 2 exons. The record is from RefSeq and is a predicted model, not a curated record.
UGUCGGCAGCCACUGUCAUAAUCUGUGAGGGACAUGUCACCAGAACUCUCUCUUGUUCAUCUGCGUAAACCUCCUGGAUUUGACAACGUGAGAAGCAAGGUACUCGAAGAGUGUGCUAGUCAGCUAGGUGGUGUCUUUACCAGACUUUUCCAGCUUUCCCUGGACUCUCACAUUGUCCCCCGUUUAUGGUGCAAGUCAGCAAUAAUGCCAUUGCCAAAGAAGCCUAAUUCUACGAACAUGAAAGAUUUUCACCAUGUGGCUGUCAUGUCUGUUGUGGCCAAGUGUUUGGAGAAGGUUGUGGGUACUUUGAUAAUCUCCACUGUGGCUGAUCGGGUGGAUCCUCUGCAGUUUGCCUACAAGCCACCUAGUGGGGUGUCUGAUGCUAAUUUCAUUCUUUUAGAUGCUAUCCUACAACACUUGGAUGCCUCAGGCACCUAUGUUUGGGUCCUGUUUAUGGAUUUUUCAAGUACCUUAAACACAGUCCAGCCACACCUUCUUGUAAAGCGCCUACUAGACAUGGAUGUAUGGUCACCUCCAUGUCAAAGACCAAACACACUCUCUCCAUCCCAACUUUCAGCUGUUGUCCUUAGGCAGGGAAUACCGAGUGUCAUGUGCGCAGAAAAUCGCCUGCCAGGGGUCCUUCUUGCUAGCAGCAAUCACCAUCCUAGAUAAAAGGCACAAGCAGUCAUAGGCCUAUGACCUUUUUAGGACAAAUUACAUCAUCUAGUUCAGGAAAUUUUCUUCGCAGUGAAGCCAGCAGAUAUUAGUUAUUACACUACCUUUAGUUAAAACCUGAGGUAGGGUGAAAAUGUAUGCUACAUCAUAAGUAUAAUAGGAAACCAAAGUAAAACGUAAUUUGCCAGCUGUUGCUAGUACACUUGUGCAUUUUACUUUCUUGUUUUUAUGGAUUUCUAAUUUUUUUAUGUU